AUGGCCCUCAUGACGGCCAAUGCAUCCGUCAAUGAUGUCCUUGUUAAGACUGUCGCCCGUUACAUACUUGCACGUUACACCAUUCCGUACACCCCUGACAUGCAUGUCCGAUGUGUUGCUCACAUUAUCAAUCUGGUAGUGCAGGCCUUUCUUGCAGGCUUAGAUGAGGCACCGGAUCUGGAUGAAGAAGAUCUAUUCGAUGUCAUCGAGGACUACCCGAUCCACUAUGAUGUUGAGAAAGAUGAAGUGCACAAAGCGAUGGAGGAUGAGAUUGUCGAUACAGAGGAGUUGAAGAAGAAGGAUAUCCAAAUUGACGAAGAUGAGGUGGCGACGAUGGGAGAGGCAAGCCCGCUGAAACGACUACGGUACAUUGUCAUGAAAAUAACCUCUUCACCUCAACGGCGGGAGAAAUUCAGGAAGAUUGCUCGAUCCAAGACACGAUGGAAUUACACGCAUGCGAUGAUUGAGCGAGCUGAUCUGCUUGAAGAUGUUGUCAAUACCUGGUUCUUUGAGACGAAGGAACUUCAUGGUGUGAUGCUCUCGGUGGCUGAUUGGAAGUCAUUGAAGCAGAUUGGUGCCAUUCUCGAGGAAUUCACGAAGGCAACGUUCAAGAUCUCACACAGCGGAAUGCCAACUAUCCCUUUUGCCCUGCCGGUCUUCGUCGCAAUGGAAUUUCAUCUCAAGAAGUUCUCCGAUGACGCUCAGGCCUUUUCAUACAAAGUCCGUGCAGGAGCAAAGGCAGGGCUUGCUAAGCUUAAGAUCUACGCAGAUCGUGCAUUCUCGAACCAAUACUAUCUCCUUGGGACAGUCCUUCACCCCAAUCUCCGCACCCGUUGGUUUUCCAAACUCGGACAAGGCAAGCCCGACGAGUCGAGGGUUGAGGCCUUGCUCCAUCACGUUGCCGAGACCUACAAAGAAGAACAUCCAGCCCAGAACAACCACGAAGACACCUCCACUUUUACUGGCUUGAAAAGCUUAGCGGCAAGAUCGCGCGACAUCCUUGAGGACAUCUGUGAUGUUGACAUACCCGAGGCGACAAAAAUAACCAGCCAGCAAACAGCUCUCGAGGACGAGAUCAAGCGCUACAUCAAAUUUGAAGGUGGGAAGGGAAAUCUUUAUGACCCUCUUGCUUGGUGGAAGGCACGUACUCCCAAAUCCUCAGUGAUUCACGGCGCAGCAUUUCCAACGCUUGCUCGGAUGGCACGGGACUUCCUUGCCAUUCCGGCUACCAGUGUCUCCAUGGAGAGGGUCUUCUCGCAGUCUCGUCACAUCUGUCGAGAUCUCAGGUCAUCCUUGAAGGCUGCAACAAUCCCUCUCGGGGGUGCCUGUCUCAGCUCCAGCAGCGGUGACCACAACCUCGUUGCUCAACACCUCGUUCAUAUCAGCAUUGCCACCACCGCCGCCGCUGCCCUCCUCCUCCUCCUGCUGUUUCGCUGUCGUCUCGGAAGGCCCAUCAUGGACGUUGACAUGUUUGACAAUGAAACCGCCAGCAAGGAGAUGGUUGUCGACUUGCAGGAGACGGCUGAAUCACCACCCAGCAACUGCAACAAUGGAAGGCUAUCCUUGCCUGCCCAGCUCCCUGAUGGCCAGCUGACGGUUCAGUUCUAUGAUAUUGACUCGAUGCGGCAUGUUCAAUUGAGCGACUUAUGUCGAAUCUACAAGCUCCCCCACUCUGGAACCAUCCCAAAGCUGAAGGAACGUCUGCGGAAGUUUAGUCGAGACCCACAGGCAGCAGACAGCAGGAAGCCCUACACCCGCAAUUCUCAUCUCGGACCAAAGACUGGGAACACAUCAUCUCAGAAGAAGAAGUCCGCCCAACGGUGUGAAGCCCUCUUCGAGAAUGUCCCUCCACCCAGCACCACACUUGGUUUGCCUGUUCUCUUGUCGACUGCGGUGUCCCUGAAGCAGAGGGAGCAUGAUCUUGCAUGGGCUUCGAGUAUCGUUCAGAGAUAUCCCUACCGUACGAAAGAGAUGCACCUCAAGAUUGCCAAGGGAAGGCUUGCAGCGAGGACAUACCUUCGGGGCUCAGAUGGCAGCAUUGAAUGUGCCACCGACCAGUCAAUCAAGAAGGGACUCGAUGACGCCAACACCAAUAUUACGAAGCUGCUCGACUACAUUACGACUGGCCCACUGGCUGAUCGCACAGCGAACACCAUCGACAACACAGGGACGUCUCACUUUCACAGCCCCACCACCAACGAUCAACAACUUGCAAACCCUGUAUCCACAUUCAGCCUACCUGUUGCCCUCUCGCUGCCUCCGACCGAAGGUCUAUCAACGUCGUCCACAACAAGAACAAUUGUUCUUCAUAGUGGGCUUACCCUGACAUUCACAGAAGCUGAGGUUCCUCCACCGCCAGCCAUCUCCUUUGCGAAGAACCUGCCCUCCCUCAAUCGGAUGUGGGAUGACCACUCUGAACAUUGGGAUUGCCAGUCGGUUCUCGUAAUCAAAGGAAUCCCAAUCCCAAUAUGUUACUGGAAGGACAUCUACACAUCGAAAGGGUCACCCAAGGGUUGUCCAUGGAAGCAGAAUCAGUGGAAGGGGCUCAAGGGUCGGUGGUUUGAAUGGAAGGUACAUCUUUUCACAAGUUCUGCACAUGAAGUCGUUAUUGACACGAUCCAGGUGCUCAUCAAGGAGUGGCAGCGAGGCAGCCCAGACGAAUUCUGGGCACACUUUGUGGUCGAUGGGAAACCACUCGGGUAUAAGGCAAUUCUGGACAAGUUGGCGGAGUGGCGAGGAGUGGAGAAUAACAUGCUAUGCGAGAGGGCAAAGCUGGAAUACAGUGAGCAGUUUUCUUCCAUCUUCUCUUACACUAAAAAUGGCAGGAAAUGUGUAAAGACCAAGGCUUCCAAUGUCGCGAAGCAGUACCACGAGCUACAAGGAAUCCAGGACAAUGAUGAUGACGAUGAGUAG
Messenger RNA from Cyclocybe aegerita, 2913 nucleotides. Lineage: Eukaryota; Fungi; Basidiomycota; Agaricomycetes; Agaricales; Hemipholiotaceae. The record is from the annotation of a GenBank genome assembly.